Messenger RNA from Penicillium griseofulvum, 918 nucleotides. Its product is annotated as pyridoxal 5'-phosphate synthase subunit PdxS. Gene Ontology annotation, molecular function: amine-lyase activity. The record is from RefSeq and is a predicted model, not a curated record. The transcript is spliced from 3 exons. Lineage: Eukaryota; Fungi; Ascomycota; Eurotiomycetes; Eurotiales; Aspergillaceae. Gene Ontology annotation, biological process: pyridoxine biosynthetic process; amino acid metabolic process; pyridoxal 5'-phosphate biosynthetic process. The coding region runs from base 1 to 918 and encodes 305 amino acids.
AUGGCUGCUCCAAACGGAACCACCGGCAAUGACUUCACUGUCAAGGCCGGUCUCGCCCAGAUGCUGAAGGGUGGCGUUAUUAUGGAUGUCGUGAACGCCGAGCAGGCUCGCAUCGCUGAAGAAGCCGGUGCCGCUGCUGUCAUGGCCCUCGAGCGUGUCCCCGCUGAUAUCCGCGUUGAGGGUGGCGUCGCCCGCAUGUCCGACCCCGGCAUGAUCAAGGAGAUUAUGGAAGCCGUGACCAUCCCCGUCAUGGCUAAGGCCCGUAUCGGACACUUCGUUGAAUGCCAGAUCCUGGAGGCCAUUGGUGUUGACUACAUCGACGAAUCCGAGGUCCUCACUCCCGCCGACGAUGUCUACCACGUCACCAAGCACGGCUACAAGGUUCCCUUCGUCUGUGGCUGCCGCAACCUCGGCGAGGCCCUGCGCCGUAUCUCCGAAGGCGCCGCUAUGAUCCGUACUAAGGGUGAGGCUGGUACCGGUGAUGUCGUCGAGGCCGUUAAGCACAUGCGUACCGUCAAUGCGCAGAUCGCCCGUGCCCGUGGUAUCCUCCUCGCUAGCCAGGACCCCGAGCCUGAGCUGCGCGCGUUCGCUCGUGAGAUCGAGGCUCCUUACGAGCUUGUUCAACAGGCUGCUGAGCUCGGCCGUCUGCCUGUUGUUAACUUCGCUGCUGGCGGUGUUGCUACCCCUGCCGAUGCGGCGCUCAUGAUGCAGCUGGGCUGCGAUGGCGUCUUCGUUGGCUCUGGUAUUUUCAAGUCCGGUGACGCUAAGAAGCGUGCCCGUGCUAUUGUCCAGGCUGUUACUCACUUCAAGGACCCUAAGAUGCUUGCUGAGGUUAGCGAGGGUCUUGGUGAGGCUAUGGUCGGUAUCAACGUGAAGCAGUUGCCCGAGGCUGAUAAGUUGGCUGGCCGUGGUUGGUAG